This is a messenger RNA of Lachancea nothofagi CBS 11611, 783 nucleotides long. The record is from the annotation of a GenBank genome assembly. Lineage: Eukaryota; Fungi; Ascomycota; Saccharomycetes; Saccharomycetales; Saccharomycetaceae.
AUGUUUUAUCAAUCGGUUUUACUCGCUGUAGCCGUUUUGGCACAGCUUUCGGCCGCUGGAACAAGUUUUCUAGCGAUCAACUCGCAGCGGUACCAAGAAGCUUUGAAUGACGACAAAAUUGAAUCCUGGGCCCAACUGUCAGAUUUGGGUAACGCAAAUGAGCCUCUAGUAUGUUUCAGGUUUGCUCAGUUUGAUUUAUUGGCGCAAAUUGCGCGGUCUUCUGCAGAGACCAGAUUUUUGCCUACGUUUUUUGAAGACUCCGUAACCGAUGUAUGGAACGACGAUUCUUUGUCGGCGACUUCGGAAAUCACUAAGAGUGCAAUCGUUGAGGUUGGGCAGCUUUCGGAGCUCGUCAUCCCUUCGCUUUAUAGCAAAAUUGAUGACAACGAUGCCGUCGUUCUUUUUGAAUUUACGGAGCCUUCGUACGACUUGGAGCGUUUGGACGAGUAUUUGGAGACCGUAUACUUGUUUCUUGAGGAAGCUUUGCCAAACAUUGAUAAUUUGGUUAUCCAAGUGCCCUCUGUUGGCGAGACUUACACCAAAAGUUCUGCUAAGACUUCUGAGGUCGAAGUCUCCGAUCCAGAGAAGAAUCCUGGCAAAGACUUACCAGCUGGAGACGGCAGGAAAGUAAACGCUUUGUGGACCGAGGGCUUGAUAAGUUGUUUGAUCGUUGCUGCUCUGCUGUUGUCCAUUUUGGUUACUGCCAUAUCUUGGAUUACAAGCCUCGAAAUCAGCUACGGUGCCUUAGAAAGGCCAGCCAACCCUCUCAAGAAAAACAACUGA